AUGAGGAGAGGGGGAGAGUUAGAAGAAUUAGAGAUGGGUACUCUGUACAAGUAUAUAUCUGAGGACCAGUGGCAUGAUGCAAAAGCAUUCAUUGAACUCCAUCCUAGGGUCUUGGACGUAGAAUUUGCAACUUCAAUGGGCGAAACGCCUCUUCAUGUAGCUGCAAAGUUUGGCCAUCAGAACAUAGUAAAGGAGUUGGUGAAAUUAGUUCCAAAAGACUAUCUUGAAAUACGUGAUGCUUGUGGUUGUACUCCGCUUGCAGUAGCUGCAUCAUAUAGUGGAGUCAUCCCAAUUGCAAGCUGCUUGCUCGAAGAAAAUCGCAAAGCACUUAAAAUUCCAUUAGGAGACUAUGAGUGGAACAUUCCUGUCACAAUGGCUUUUCGUAUUGGCAGCAACCAAAUGGGACGUCAUCUCUAUUUUGCCAUUGGUGAUGAUUUGCUAGUCUUCAAAGAAAACCCCAUUGUGGGUCCUUUGUUCCUCAGAACCUGUUUCAUGACUGGAGAACUUGGUAUUGCUUUGGAUUUGCUCCAACGAUGUAGAGAGCUGAUUUUUGCUGCUGAUCAUCUGUACUCAACAAUUGAGCACAUUGCAUUCUAUCUUUCGGAUUCUCUCAACAAAACUCAACUUCGGUUUUGGAAGCAAUGGGUUUAUCACUAUAUCAAAAUACCACCAGCCACGGCUACUAAUCAAAUCCGUGUAGACAUGCAAUUAGAGGACGAGAUGAGUAGCAGGGCCGAAGGGAUGAAGGAAAUACAUAAGCUCAAGUUGCAACAUACACGGGCAACUGAAAUUCUAGAGCUGGCUUGUAACAAUCUGACAUUUCUGAAUGAGGAUAAAAAGCGUAUGAUUGGAAAAGCAAUGUUGGCGGCUGCUAAAUCAGGGAAUGUUGAGUUUUUUAAGAAGUUAUCAACAGCAAACCCGGAAUUAAUCUCAAUAGUCACUUUUUCCCAACAAAAGGAGAAUGCUUUCUUCAGUGCUGUUAAAUAUCGUCAAGUCGAGAUUUUUAACCUCCUCCGUGGGUUUCGCUUUAAGAAUGUGGUAGCAGCAAUGUUCCUUGAGAAUUACAAUAACUUGCUGCACACAGCAGCAAAGUUGGCUCCUCCUUCCCAACUUUACCGCAUCCUUGGCGCCGCUAUGCAAAUGCAAAGGGAAUGGCAGUGGUUUAAGGCAGUACAGAGUAUCGUGAAUCUUGGAAUUGAGCGUCGUCAUAACAAAGACAAGUUGACUCCUCUAGAGUAUUUCAGAGAAAACCACAAAGAACUCAGGAACAAUGGGGAGAAAUGGAUGAAAGAUACUGCAACUUCUUGCUCAGUUGUUGGUGCUCUAAUUGUCACCAUUAUGUUUGCUGCAGCUUUUACUGUUCCUGGUGGAAAUGAUCAAGCAUCUGGGCACCCAAUAUUUUUGAAGGAAAAAUUGUUCAGAGUUUUCUUAAUUUCAGAUGCAGUGUCCUUGUUUGCUUCUACUUCUUCUGUGCUUACAUUUUUAGGAAUUCUUACAUCACGAUAUGCAGAAGAUGACUUCCUUUACUCCUUACCUACAAAAUUGAUCAUAGGCCUCUCUGCACUUUUUCUCUCAAUUGCAACUAUGCUGAUAGCCUUUUCCUCAGCAGUAAUCAUCAUGUUGCAACAGAACUCAUCACCUUUUUUGGCUUUUCUUCCUGUUAUUAUGCUUGCUAGCGUGCCCAUAACUAUCUUUGUUGUAAUGCAGUUCCCUCUUCUUGUUGAAAUAAUUUAUUCUACAUAUGGUCCAGGCAUCUUCCGGAAGGUGGAGAAGUGGCCAUGA
Molecule: messenger RNA, 1782 nt
Organism: Neltuma alba
Lineage: Eukaryota; Viridiplantae; Streptophyta; Magnoliopsida; Fabales; Fabaceae
Exons: 5
Coding region: 1-1782 (593 amino acids)
Cellular component (GO): membrane
Molecular function (GO): protein binding
Source: RefSeq, a predicted model, not a curated record